Messenger RNA from Solanum pennellii, 1646 nucleotides. RefSeq names its product deacetoxyvindoline 4-hydroxylase-like. The transcript has 3 exons. NCBI's taxonomy places the organism in Eukaryota, Viridiplantae, Streptophyta, Magnoliopsida, Solanales, Solanaceae. The record is from RefSeq and is a predicted model, not a curated record. Bases 439 to 1527 code for a protein of 362 amino acids.
UUUACAUUAUAUAUUUGUACUAUGAAACCUAUCCAAUAUGUAUAAAUAUUUAAUUGAAUAGUAUUUUAGUAUUUGCAAAUACUCUGUUUUGGCAUUUGUAUUUUCCUAAAAUUUAAAAUAUUUGAAGUAAAAUCAUGAUGCAAAGUGUCUACUUGUAAAGUUGGACGACAUAGAUAUCAUGUGAGACCAAGUUAAAGGGCAUAUUUAUGUAUCAUGUCAUACAAUAAGAGGGUACAUCGCCCCUGUGUAGCUUGAGCUCGUGUCAUGGAAGGAGGCCAUCGAUGACCAAGUAACACUAAAUAUCUCUUUUGUUGUAUUGUUGGUGUCUAAUUAUAGAAAUAUUACGUACUACAUUGACGUCAAUCUAAUUAAAAGAUAUAUAGGUAGAGUUAGCCUUGUUGAAAAUAAGAAGAAAGACGAUCUGGAAGUGAAUUAGCAAUGGAUUAUGAAGAAGAAUGGGCUGAGAUAAAGGCUAUUGACGAUACAAAGGCUGGUGUUAAGGGACUCGUCGAUGCUGGAGUAGUCGAGAUUCCAAGAAUUUUCGUUAGGCCGCCUCAUGAACUUGCUGAGGAAUUGAAUAUGUGCAAGUCGUCAACUCUACAGGUUCCGGUGGUUGAUCUAAGUGGCGUAGAAUUUGAAGAUGGACGUAAGAAGAUUGUUGAUGAAAUAAGGGAAGCAUCUGAGAAAUGGGGAUUUCUCCAGGUGAUAAAUCAUGGGAUUCCUUCAAGUGUUUUGGAAGGAAUGAUCGAUGGGACUCGUAAAUUUCAUGAACAAGAUGUUGAAGUGAAGAAAGAGUACUAUUCGUCUGAUCUAACUCGAGAAGUUAGAUAUGAUAGUAAUCUUCACGUGUACAAAACAAAAGGAACAAGUGUUAACUGGAAAGAUACACUCUUCAUCUCUGCUGUAGUUUCUAAACCCGAACAAAUACCACGAGUUUGCAGGAAAACAUCCCUUGAGUACAUAGAUCAUGUCAAGAAACUAGCCGACAUUCUUCUUGGCUUACUAUCAGAAGCUCUUGGGCUAAAACCUGACCACUUGAAAGCCGCGGAAUGUGAUAAAGGACAAGUGUUGGCAUGCCAUUACUACCCGGCAUGCCCACAACCAGAGCUAACUCUUGGUACCGCUAAGCAUACAGAUCCUAGCUUCAUUACAAUUGUGCUUCAAGAUCAGAGUGGUGGGCUACAAGUCAUGCAUGAUAACCAAUUAGCCGAUGUUACACCGAUUAAACAUGGUUUGGUUGUUAAUAUUGGUGACCUUCUUCAGAUCCUAUCGAAUGACAAGUUUGUAAGUGCAAAUCAUAGAGCUGUAGUGAACAAGAUAGGACCAAGGAUUUCAGUGGCAUGCUUCUUCAAUGGUCUUUUAGCACCUUCAAAGAUGUAUGGUCCAAUCGAAGAGCUCAUAUCUGAAGAAAACCCUCCACUAUAUAAAAAUUUUCAAGUAGUUGAUUAUGUUACCAAGUUUUUCUCGAAGCCUCUCGAUAAGACUGCUCUUGAUCUUUUCAGACUGAAGAGAGACAGAUCACCAUAAACCAUCAGAUAUAAGAACAAUGCCAGAGUUUGUGAUUUUCUGUACAAUAAAUGUCAGUUUUUUUUUCAAAUAAAGGGAUAAUAAUGUAUGGACUAUCAUCGUUCAUCCCCUUUUAACAA